Molecule: messenger RNA, 15809 nt
Organism: Dermacentor andersoni
Lineage: Eukaryota; Metazoa; Arthropoda; Arachnida; Ixodida; Ixodidae
Product: mothers against decapentaplegic homolog 3-like
Biological process (GO): cell differentiation; anatomical structure morphogenesis; SMAD protein signal transduction
Cellular component (GO): heteromeric SMAD protein complex
Molecular function (GO): RNA polymerase II cis-regulatory region sequence-specific DNA binding; I-SMAD binding; DNA-binding transcription factor activity, RNA polymerase II-specific
Source: RefSeq, a predicted model, not a curated record
ACCAACCCACUUAGCAAACAGCUGGCCGCAGCCAUGCUCAGCUGAGCAGCUGGUUCAAUUCAAAUCAUGUUAAAAUGCUACGCCAGGCUACACCGCCACACACUCACAUCCUUCAUCUAUAAUUCAUAUUGACUAAAAUAGCCAGUUGUGCAUAUACUUGUUGAAAAUAAAAAUAUAUAUAUAUAUAUAUAAUACACUUGAUAAGUUUGGUUUGUGAAAUUAUCUUCUUAUAAAUGUUCUGUAAGGUGGCGACAUCUUUCUAUUCUACUCUGUUAUCAUUAGGCGAGGCAAGCGUCGGUCUAUCAAGUGGUGUCUGCGUAUGUGUUUUCAUUGCAUCUUCGUUUGUGGUGGGUGAAUUGGUCGCGCGUUCGCAUUAGAGCGAUUUUGUCGCCUCGGGCAGCUGAAGUUGCCGUGUCUGCAACGUCAACACAACCUGAAAUCCUCCGAGGGCUGUAGAAUGCAGCGAACUCUCCGGGACAUGCGAAACUGCUCACUGUAAGCUCGCGCUUCACAUGCGCUGCGCAGAAGAGGUAUUCUGUGAUCUACAGUGUGGCUAUGCUCGGCAGUUCACUGUGAUCGGAGCCGCCUAAACUGCCCGCCGAAGCCGCUGCCGCAUGCCCUGUGCAAGCGUUUGAACUAUUGCAACGGUGUCUACCUUUUAAGUUAUGCGUCUCCGUUGAAGAAAUAGCUGUGCAGUCUCGAAGCCCUUCAAAAUGAUAUCGAUUUUACCCUUCACACCCCCGGUUGUUAAGCGGUUGUUAGGCUGGAAGAAAGGUGAAGGAGAAGACAAAUGGAGCGAGAAAGCCGUCAAAAGUUUGGUGAAGAAGCUGAAGAAAUCUGGAGGAAUGGACGAACUUGAGAAGGCGAUUUCGACUCAAGAUGCUCACACUGCAUGCAUCACGAUACCCAGUGGGGGGGUGGCCGUGGGCAGGUCGCUGGACGGCCGGCUGCAGGUGUCUCAUCGCAAGGGGCUGCCGCACGUCAUCUAUUGCCGCCUGUGGCGCUGGCCCGACCUGCAGAGCCACCACGAGCUGCGCGCCACAGACCACUGCCAGUAUGCCUUCCACCUCAAGAAGGACGAAGUCUGCGUCAACCCAUACCACUACCAGCGAGUAGAGACGCCCGCACUGCCGCCUAUCCUUGUGCCGAGGCAGACGGGUGACUUACCUACAGAGCUGCCCAGCUUGGAUGAUUAUGCCAACUCGGUGCCUGACAACACUGAUUUUCCGUCGAGCCUAGACGUCCAGGCUUUUCCUCUCACAGAAACACCUCCGCCGGGUUACAUGAGCGAAGACGGAGAAACCACUGAUCAAAAUGGCGCUGACAGCAUGGAUACGGUACUCCUCUCUUCACCCAGCCCUUCACCAGAAGUGCAGCCGGUGACGUACACGGAGCCGGCUUUCUGGUGCUCCAUCUCGUACUACGAGCUCAACACGCGGGUUGGGGAGACGUUCCACGCUUCACAGCCCUCCCUCACCGUUGACGGCUUCACAGACCCGUCGAGCUCGGAACGGUUCUGCCUCGGUCUCCUGUCCAACGUCAACCGCAACUCGGUCGUUGAACAGACCCGCAAACACAUCGGGCGUGGUGUGCGCUUGUACUACAUUGGUGGUGAAGUGUUUGCAGAGUGCCUGAGCGACAGCAGCAUCUUUGUGCAAAGCCCCAACUGCAACCAGCGGUACGGAUGGCACCCUGCUACGGUGUGCAAGAUACCUCCAGGCUGCAACCUGAAGAUCUUCAACAACCAGGAAUUUGCGGCCCUGCUGACAACGUCGGUGUCUCGGGGCUUCGAGGCGGUGUACCAGCUCACACGCAUGUGUACCAUCCGCAUGAGCUUUGUGAAGGGCUGGGGUGCCGAGUACCGGCGCCAGACGGUCACCUCCACCCCAUGCUGGGUCGAGCUUCACCUCAACGGCCCCCUGCAGUGGCUCGACCGUGUCCUCACCCAAAUGGGGUCACCCCGGGUGCCCUGCAGUUCCAUGUCGUGAACUCCUCCUGUCGCCUCUUCCCGACGUAGCGGUUAGCGGUGCGUCCUGUCUCAGGCGUGUGUGUGCGUGUGUGCGUGUGUGGUUUUGCAGUUUUUUUUUUCUUCACUCUCUCGUGUGUGCCUGUUGCGUUGUUAGAGGGGCGGUGAGAGGCGGUUUUUGUAAGCGCAGCAUUUGUCGCUUUUCUGCUCACUAGUGGGGCAGGGGUGGACCCUCUGUUUUUCUUUUGGCUAGCAAUUGCUGUAGAAGCUGCGUGAAUGGGAAAACGUGCCUCACAUGAUAGUUACGGCAUCGGGGCGCGCUGUAACACUGUUACGACUGUCAUGCAAAUGCUCGAGGCAGUAAACUCUUAAGCCCAGACCACCAGUCUGCUUGCUGGCCUGUGCUAGCUUGUGCCUUGUGAGGAAUCGCGGUUUGCAUCUACGAGAGAUACGUGUGCCCACUUGGCUCAAUCAUAGCUGUUUUGACAAAUCUCAUCUUGUACUUUGUUAUUCACCGUGCUUCAAAAUGCUGAAAUACUGAUAAAUUCAAUUGUUUUAUUUUUAGAGCUGUAGACCAGCACAAAAAGUAAAGGAAAAGCACAUUCUUGCCUGACAGAAAUCUGCCUCGCCAAGUGUUGAUUCAAGUGCUACACGGAAGCGAGGCACGUGGAAAUGCAAGGCAGCCACGGCCUGUUAUCUCUCUGGAACAGAUAUCAUUGCUUGCGCUGCAUACGGAUGCAUACAAACGGUCUCGCACCAUCUGCGCAUACAUAGGUGCGCCUGCACAAGCUUUUGCACACUGGCAAGCAUAUGUGUGGUUUGGCCAUUAGACAUUUCCACACACACGCUCUUCCAUAAUAUGAAGAGGAGGUGGUGAUUGCAAGCAUUGCAUCACCACUGGCAUAUUUGCUCUGUUGCUUCUUGAACGAGCAUUAUCGACUUUCUGGUUAGUGAGUGUGGGGCUACUUAAAUGGAGAACUACAUUUGUGCAAAGACGUUAUUUUGAGUUUUUCAUGUGUUCGAGGAGCUAUUCGAUGAGCGGCAGCCGAUAUUGUGGCUGCUUUGUGAACAGGCCAGAUCCGGUAGCAGCAAAAAGCUGGACAAAAUUGUGGGAGUGUAAACUGAAAAAAAAAAACAGAAAAAAUGAAAGCUUGUGCUUUUUGUCUUUGUUCAUGCAUUAUUUUAUUUUUUUGUAACUAUAGGCAUGAAGGCUUUCUUGUCAUUAACAAAAGUGUGCAAUGCUUCUCAAAAUGUUAGUGAGUAUAGUUAAACUUAAGGAAAGUUGUUGCAAUUUCACAUCACUGAAUCAAUGUUGUCCUCUUAUUGCAGCUGAGACAAAUACACAAGGAAUUUCUGGGCAGCAUGUGGUUAUGUUAAAUGAUGUCGUGGUUCUUAAGAUGGGCAAAUCGAGGUUUUGAUAUGUUAAUACUUGAGAAUGUGUUGUUCUGUGCUCACGUCAUUGCUCGUUCAUACUUGCACAUGUUGUAAUCGUUGAGUAGCCUUUUGCUCUUUAUGAUUGAGUGUGUCCUUUUGGGUGAAGAAUGUGGAAGCGGUGCUUGAUUCCCCAUUUUGUGCCGCACCAUCUCGUAGUGCCCGCAACUGCCAUUUCCUUCUUGUCUGCCUAACCGGUUAAUUCUAGAAUGUCGUAGCACUUGCCUGUGGUUAUAUUGUAGAGGAUUAUUGUUGAAUCUUUGCUACUAGCAUUUUUUUUUUAACCUUGCUUGCUGUUAUGUCACAAUUCGUGAGCCUGACCAGCUGGGAGAGAAUCCACAACAAGGGCUGAAGUUUAGAUGGUAUAGUUUAUUUGCGUACUGUGUAAGAGUUCUCAGUUUUAAAAGCCGCCCAUGCCCCUCGUGUAUGACUGCACUUUUCUUUGUGUGUGUGUGUGAGUGCGUGAAAAUUAUGGCGCAAGAAAAUUUCUCAAUGGGAAUUCUGCGAAGCCCUCUUUUUUAACUGAUCAAAAUUGCGAGGGAGUUGAAUGCGGCUGCUCUGCUGGAGAGCCCCUGUUCUGUUGGCAUUCAGCUUGCCCCCCCCCUUUCCCCCCCGUUGUGUGCGUGUGUGUGUGCAUGCUGGUUCGACUUGUUACACCUGCGUUUAGUUGUCACGAAACUUCCCUAGAAGGGCAGUGGUCCUUACCAUGAUGUAACAGUGCCUAGCACUGUUUUCAUCAAAACAUAUUUUUUUGGAGGGGGUGCUUCGUUUGCAUUCGGAGGCUUGUGCAGGCUGGUGCUGAUAUGUCUCGCCCCCUGGGAGCGCGUUUAAGCAAGCUUUGGUUCUGAGCCACGUGUGCUUAAGUUUUUUCUGCAUUGGGAGCCAGGAUUGAAGUUCCAAGGUGUCAGGAAACAAGUUUACCAUCCGUGUAUGUGUUUUUCUUUUUUCAAAAACGUUCCAGCUAUCAUUUGCAAGGUCAUGGAGUCAAGGUUGUUCCCUCGUGUGUCGUUUCUGGGACACCGAGAGCAGUGACAGAGAGACCUUGUCCCUGUUCAAAAUUGCCUCUGCACGGCUUAUUCGGGUUGGUGCGCAACAAAUGUGCAGCGUACUUCUGGCCUUCAACCUGUUUUUUGGUUAGCUUCUUAACUGCUAGAGGACUGAUUAUGGUGUAAGCUCAACGUUGCAGAAACAUUGUAUUGAUCACAAUCUUGCAGGAAGCGCAUCAUUUGACCUGUAGGUUAUAAAUGUCAUGUUUACACAAACACUCCUAAAAAGGGAAGUCUUCGUGGUGAGCAAUGCCAUUCCUUUGCAAUAUCACAAGUUUUCGUUUGCAGUGUAAUGUGAUGCACACAGAAAGACUGAGGGGGUAUACUACACUCAUUUUGAUGAAACAGGGUAUAUACUAUAGCUCCUCCAUUUCCCUCCCGUUACUGUGUACAUUCACUGACAGCUGUAAAUGAGAAUGUAACCUCUUUUCUGUAAAGGCGUUGCUAACAUGCCUCACAUGAAUUACUCCAUUCUCUUGUAGCAUUUGUGAGUGCUGCUUUUGCUUGGAGGGAAAGGACUGCUGAGAAUUUGAGGUGAUCCUGGAAUUGAGGAUUAUGGUCGGGCAAUAUGCCAUACUGUUGCGAAACAUGGGUGAAGACUCCACAGUGAGAGAAUUUGGCGCUGUCAUGGCAGGCGAGGCAAUAGAGAGUUUUAGCUUGCCCAAUAUUUCGGUAAACGAAGGUAAGCUGGGUGUUUUACUGGAUGAGUGGAGGCCUGAACGUGAUUGGUUGGAGCGGUGCAGUCACCUGGUGGCACAGAGCUCAACCAUACAGAGACAGAGCUAAUGUUGCAGUAACCAAGUGUAUUCUUUUUUGCUGCUGAUAUAACUUUUUGUAGUGGUGUAAUAGUGUCACAAUUCACUGCUGCCGAAAAUUUACCCCAGCAGCGAAGUAGAGUACACUUGGUUGAUGCAGUAUUAGCUCUAUGUUGGUCUGGUUCAGCUCUGUGCCACGAGGUGACCCCACCUGUCAAGUCACUCCUGUUCAUGCCUCCCGUACAUUCGGUAAAAGGCCAGGUCUGCCUGCGUUUACUGGAUUACUGGACAAGCUAAAACCCUCUAAUGAAAGCAUUUUGCAAGCAGUAAUGUCAUUCAGCAUUUUCGGUGGGCUCGUUGCUUAUCAUCCCAAAAACCUGCUUGCUACUUUCUUGAAACCUGCUUUUUGUAGCAUUGUGAGCGCUAUGGUUUAUUGUAUGGCUUGUUCUUUCUCCACUGAUGCCGUAGUUUUGGACCUUCAUUUGAUUGUCGUCGAUUAUCACUGACCCGCGGGAUGUUAUGCAGCUGUUAAUGAGUCAAUCAUAUGUUUUUUUUUCCUAGGGUUUCCUGGCUCUUUAUAUGUGCUCCUCUACUGUGCCAUACUUUAGGUCAAGCUUACAAACAAUGCUGUCUGUGCAUGUCCUUUUUUUUUACCCCUAUGGUGUCUUAGCUUUGACAUGUUACGCUAAGUAACCUUGUGUCCAGUGCCAGAUUUAGUAACGAUCCUUCUCCCAACCCAUUCUUUCCACAGUUUUGUUCCUGGCCGUCACACUCGCCUUCACACAUCAUUUAUGCCAUGAUCGGCCACUCUGUGUAAUUGUCACAGGCUUACCCUGUGCUUUAACAAGUCAUGUUUGUUGGGAUGUGAUACUAGGCACAAUGGAGGAAAAGCAAUUAACAGAAGGAAAUAAUCCUUACAAAAUAUGGCCCCAGGAUUCUUUCUUCAAGUCAUUUACGAGUGCACUUGUCUUUGUUUGCGAGUUGCGCGGGCCUAUACGCCAUGUGCAGUAGAACGGUGGCUCAUGUUCUUCUGGCUUUUAGGUCCAUUUUAGGUCAUUUUAGGUCCAUUCGUUUUCAAGAAUGAAUAUUCAAGGGGGGAUGGGUUACAGUGUACUGCUAUUAAUGUAUGCACGCAGCAGCUUUGGGGCUCACAGGUUAUGCAGCUGCCUAUGCUAAUGAAAUACCACCAAGGAUUUUGGUUUGGCAGUCAUGCGCACUUUCUUGCGGCUGCGUUUGUCAGAUGUGCAAGUCUAUUGCAGUGGUUGGAGAGGCGAUCAUGGUCCUCUCUAAGUUUCCUGCAGGGCAACAGACAACUUAUUCUAGUGAUGAUUUUUACACUGGCUGUUCCCUUUGUGAAUUUCACCUGAAGGAAGCAUAGCUAAUAAAUGUGCUAGUUUAAUGUAGUGGUUGAACUUUUAGUAUUGUAUCCAGCAUUUCAAUGAGUGAAGUACAAGACCCGCACCUGGCUUGCUGCUGCCGUAAAUUUUUUUCUUUUCUUGCUUUCACUCAACAGUGUAGACAAAAACGGGCAUAACAUGCACCAAGAAAGAAUGUUUGUCUAGUGAUUCAGCUACGUGUAGCUGCAGAUUAAUAACUCUGGCAACAUUCUAUAUGCCAUUGACUUUCCUUAGUUCUACCCUGGCAGCACUGGCGAAAUUGAUAGAAUUAUCUGGAGGGUCGAAUGAAAUAAGAUGGAGAAAAAAUGCCAAAACACACCACUGAUUCAUUUGGCAGCAUUUCCCGGGUUCUAACAUGCUUCGAAUCAAACGCACACAUACUUGCUAUUUGUCGAAAGUACAAAACUAAUGUAGAAAUGACGUUAAUGCUUCUAAACAAAGUAAAAAUCUAACGUGCACCCAAUCUAAUGGCACAGUGGAGGCCAGUUCCCUAAAGUCAGCUUUGCCACUCUAAAGGCAUGUUGUGCGGUAAAGCACACGAACGCUGCGUAGGCAGGUUUGGUUUCAUGUGCAAUUGCAUUGUGCAGGCAAUUUUCGCUCCAGUUUUCUUAAAAAAUGAAAAAGGUAUGCAUUAUAAUCGGGUAAAUACCGUAAUCAGACAUUGUGAGCUACAGUUAUUUCCUGAAAAUCUUCCUUAAAAUAGGCAUUUUUGACGGAGAUGACAUGUGCUCAACACAUUCAGUGUCUCUUAAGCCCCGCCGAGUCAGACACUGCCACUAAAGGGGUUGUUACUUGGUUAAACAUAGGGGUCAGGUGCGUGUGCGUCGACUGGUCAAGUUCGAUUUACCCGGCAAAGACCAAUUUUAUUAUUGAAAUUAUGGAAGUUUGGGCCCGUAGAAAUGCAGGCAUGGGCACCGGCCAGGACCUUCGGUCGGUAUUGAAUUAACUGGAGUUGAAUUAAUGGAAGUCUACUAUACUAAUCAACCCUUGUCAAAGAGUUAAGUAAUACGGUGAGCUGGUGUGAAAGAAGCCAAGUUUACCAGGCUAGCAACUGUUAAUAUUAAUUUCGUUUCUUACUGCACUUAGUGUGCAGCAAGACAAAAUGAGGCUAACCAUGGACCAAAAAAGGAUGUUUGUCCCAUUGAUUCAACCAUGAUUCAUUUAUGUUCAGCGAUUCAACUACUUUAUCUACAAUUUAACAACUCUGGCAACAAUGUAUACUGAACAAUCUUUGUCAUGCCUCAGAUGAUAAAUGUAUAGAAUCGAUGGAAAAGGAUUCAUUGUAAUACAGUUGCUGGGCAACAAAAUGUGAUGGCAGGUGCUGCAAUAGUUUGGCGGUGGAGUGUCAGUGUGCUUUGGCACCAUUUGGAAGAGACAGUUUCUUGUAAUCUGCUUUCUGUUUUUAAUAUCUUCAUUGCUUUGGUAGAGCAGUUGGUGGAAGCACCUUUUGGAACUUAGUCAUUUUCAAAGCGUCGUGUUUGGUAUAGGUUCGGCUCGGUACUGGACUUAGGGACUCUGUGCUGUGAUCGUCAGUUUUUUGGGCAUACUUUCAUUUUUUUGUACAGUGCCGUGAGAAUUUGUUGCCUUGUGCCAUUGUUUUUCUGUCCUCUGCUGUUGAGAUUGCUGCCGGGCAGGCACAGUAAGUUACUUCCUGCUAAUAUGGUUCAGUUAGCUUUGCUGUCCAGAUUUUUUUGCCCGUGCUAAAAUUACUGGCUUACUGCCUCAAAGAAGUGGCGUAAUUGGGACUUCGAGUGCUCUUUCCUUCUUGUAGGCAUUGGCUGGCAGUGUUAGUUUUGAUUGGGAAGGCAAACUUGAGGUUGUCCACUCGCCAAGCGUGUACCGGCUACAUUAGUUCACUUGAACUCUACUUUUGUCAUGAAAAACAUCAUAAAGGUGCAAGUUUUAAUGUUUAAAGUUAAUGUGCGUGCCAUUACCCUAAGUGGUGGUCGCAGCUGUGGUAAUGUUGAUCUUGCGAUUAUGUUGUCUUAGGUCAGAGGUAACUUUGAUUAGAGCAGAAUUUACAGGAGCAGCCUACAGAUGACUGGCACCAGGUGGCAUGUCGUAUGUGUUAUAACUUAAUGAAUGCCUGGCACUUCGGCUACCUAUAAAUUGCUCCUGGCAAUUUUACUCUGAUAGGUGGCAUCCGAAUCACACCCCUCAAUGGUGGCUCCUCGGAGUAAGACACCAAUCGCGAACGCCAUGCUUUUUGUGCAGUACAGGCAAUGGGAGAGAUUGAGGGAGCUGGAAAAGGCGUCGUGGCUGUCAUGUUCGGACAUCAUAUCUAUGGAUGCUCUAGGCCUUAUGGAAUGUGACCAAAGCAUCAGCACCAGCAUGGUUGCUACUAUAGACCUUCUAUAAUGAGCAGUCCGUGCACCAGGGGCCGCCACAGACUCACCGCCAUUCCAAGCGUUCUGAACAGAGAGCAAGCAGGCAUCAGCUGUCACUCCAGCAACAUUUCGUUGAGGGUCCAGAAAUCGUUUAGUGCUACUGUUAUUUAAAAUGUGAAAAAGCAGCAGAAAGACUGGAUAUCCUCUAUCAUGAAGUUUGAAAAAACAGAGGCAGAAACAUGAUUUGGGAAGCUGACUGGAAAACUAAAUGCAAAUAAGUUACACAAGGAACAGAUGAGAAGUGCUACUACCAACUGCUCAUUCCUGUCAACACCCACGGGAAUAAAGGAAUAAACAGUUGGUAGUAACUCUUGUCCGCGUCUGUUCCGUGUGUCUUGUGUGUAAUUCAUUCAAGCUUAGUUUUGCAGUCAACAUGUUAGACCAGCUAGCCAAAAGGUUAUUCUUCUGUGCGAAAAGAGACUGCGUAUGAGCUUCAUCUGCCUCAGGUGCACAAGAAGUACCUGUAUUUACGACUGUUUGUCAUGCACACAUUUCUGCAAGGUCAGUACAACAAGCUCUUAUCGCCAGCGCUGAAUAGCCAAUUGCCAUCAGCGACUGCCAGGCUAACACCACCUGCAGCAACGAUGCAGCAUUUCUGCCACUGCUGGCACAAAAUUUCACAAUAUGUUGAGCUUUAGUGAGCAUGCAAGUCAUCUUUAUGUCCUCCCUGUACAAGCAUAACUAACAUACUUGAGCAACUUCACCUUCUGUUACAGCAAAGUCAAAUGUGGAAAAAUAGAUGGGCAUGCACUGCAAGUUUUCUUCCUGUGCCGGAAAUUAAACUGCGAGUGAGCGAGCGAAUUGCAACACUUUUGUUCAUGUGGAUGCGAAUACAUUUUAAUCUGCACUGUAGGUCAUCAGGUAACCUUUCCCAAGUUAUCUGAUCAGCAGCGUUGGCGACAAGAAUUAGUCUGAAUUAGCUGCCAAUUGUUGGAGCAGAUCACGAACGCAUUUUUUUGCUAGGGCACUCAUGCCUAUUUCCAAAUGAAAUUACACAUGCAGUUAACGACAACAGGCGCACUGCUGUAACAGCCCUACAAAUCUACCUCUGGUAAGACUAGAAUGUAAAGGGCAAAAGCAAACAUCAGGCUGCUACAUUCGUCACCCUUCAGCACAGACAAUUAAUAAACCAAGGGUACAUUUGCAUUGCAUCUGCAGCUUUGGCCAAAGUCUUAUGUUGUCUACCCACUCGCUGCUCACCAUGGUGGCCGUUUAAGCCGUGCCUGAGGCCGCCGUGGCCUUUGUAAACAAGUGAGCAAACAUCGAUCGGUAGGGGCCCAGUGGUGGGCACUGUGACGUGAGCAGAUAUGGCGGCGCCCAUGGUGUAGUGCUGUUGUAAAGGUCCUGGAUGAUAACACGUGUUGCCUUUAAAUGUAAAAAUAUGCUGCUUUAUGUAAAUACUACCUUCAUAAGAGUGUAGGUUUAACUACCUUUCCGUACUUCUACAGUUAUGGUUGCUAUAGUGUGCGCAUUAAGUUCUAGAAAUUAGACAGUUUUAGCAAGGCAUGAAUAAUUCGCUCUGCUCGAAUGCACGUUUCAGUAUUGACUGCAAGCAGUAGCCAUGAGGAAACCCUGCAGUUUUGCAUACACAGUGCCUGUGUCAGCAGUGGAAUAUGAAAGGGAAAAAUUUGUGAUCCACCCGACUGCAGCACAAGGCUACAAAGGAAACUCCAUACGGGUUUCUCGGAAAGCAAGUUCACCUUACCCUGCUUGUUGCUUUGCAGCUAUGUUAACUGUGUAGCACUUGUACCUUUAUGGCAAGCACUUAUUGAAACAGUUUUGGAAGGUAUGCGUAACGUUCAACAACUACACAUUAUUGACAGCAAAGAGCGACCAGUAUUCCUCAGGUUGUUUUGUCUAGGUGGUCUUACAGCAGCAGCUGUACAGCAAAAUCUGCAGUUAUACUCUACAUUUUGCUGUAUGAUGUGAAAUCCUGCAGUUCUUUUUAGUGCCUGAGCAUGCCAACUUGAGCAGUGAACUGGACGAAGCUGGGAGCAUAAGUAGUCUACUAUUGGAGGGGGGGGGGGGGGGAAAGAAAAAGAAGAACCCGGGACUUCGUAGCAUUGAUAGAGGUGCUUUGUUUAACACUUACUUGUCCAAAUAGCUGGCAUGCAUUGUUGCAGGCAGUUUUACUAGGAGGCACCACAUCUGUUCUCAUCAUGCUGCUUCUGCUACUUGCACACAGCUUCUGUUUUACGGUAUGCCAGUUCUGAAAGUUUGUGUGUAUGCUGGUUCCUGACCGUGUGGACUUAAACGGUUGAUGAACUCUCCAGCGUGAGAACUUUGGAACUGGUCUAGGCUGGUAGCUAGUAGAACUUACUUGGGCAGUUGCACCAAGCUGGGACCGAGUCCAGACGCUGUUUUGAAAUUGUUAAUCUAGCGUGCACCAAGUGCAUGCAUACCUAGUCAAUUACCGAUACUUGGAUGCAGGCUCGGCCGUUUCCAGUAUGCGCUAUUACAUUGAUCAUUUCUCUGGGGACAGUUUGCUGUUCUGAAAUCAAAAGAAGCUCCUUUCUUUUACGUGGAGGUUUAGUUUUUCGUGAGUCUGUAUUGGAGAUGACCAGUUUUUUGGGAGAUCCUUUUUCUCGUUUUCUUUUUCCUUUGUGCUGCAACUGCGUGUGCAAUACUUGAGAGCCACUUUACCAUUUUUGUGUUUGCCCCGAAAUACCUUAUAGCUGAUUUCUUGUGGCUGCAUCUCCAUGUGCACUGUUUACGUUUGUCGAAACCCAACAUUGUGGAUAAGAGUUGCUUGGGUCGUUGAGUGGCCAGCAAGGUGAAUUGCUUGUGCACUGUCUGCCAAUUGCGUAGUCACUUGAAAACCUGGUGCAGCAAAUUUGCCACAGUAUGCUGCAAACUCUUGCGUCGUGCCGACUACUGUCUUCUGUGGAGGCUGACAUCCAAACUUCUUUUUGAAAUGGCCAUUUAACAAGCUGCCGAGACCAGCAAAGGAGUAGAUACUGUUUGUUAUCCAUCCAUCAUUUUUCCCAUUGCAGUAAGCAUUCGAAUUUAGUUUUCCUUCAUAGUUAGUAGCUAUGGCGUUCAUGUGCAGGGCACAAGGAUGCGGGUUCGAUACCCGGCUGUUUUGCCAACAUUUCGGUAGGGGCGGAAUGCUGAAACAGCCAUUUCCAAACAUGGGUGCACAUUGGAGAGCACCGAGCAAUCAAAAUUUGUACAGAGCCCUCCAAUAUUGUUUUGUUGUAGUCAAGGGUACGAUGGAAAACCAUCUGGACCAGUUAAGUAAUAGUAUAUCAAUUAUAUAUCUUGUCACUGAAGAGGACAACGAAUUUGACAUUACGGUGCCCAUACGUGAACCUCGUGCACAACGCAGGAAAGCGAAAAUGGUCACCGCUAAAACAGCUUGCAUAUUCUUGAAUGUGCGAUGAAGUGACUCCGCAUAGGUGAGGUGAAAACGACCAUCCAUUUUUGAGCUCCAUGCGAAGUCGCUUCAUUACAUUACAUGUAAAUUCACCAAUUUAGUGACAAGAUUUAUAACUGCUAUAUGAAUGUUUUUGUGUGUGUGUCAUCUAGAGCAUACACUAGUGUAACAAUGUCAGGAAAAGGGUUGUACUUCUGUCUCUUCAUUUGUGGUUAGCCAGGGAUUACCACAGUGCACACAGAAACGCAGCACAGUGUUGUGCCCAUUUUGCACUGUGUUUUUGUGUCUGCGUUAGUCAUUAAGUGCAAGUCACCUGAAUUCACUAGCUGUAAGUUUUGAAGGCGUGAGCUAGAUGGGCAGUACUCUCUUCGUACUCUUGAAAUAAGCCAAGCCAUUGGAAGAUUGCACAGCGAGCGCACCUGGGUUGCCAUUAGCAUGUCUUGGAUGCCUACCAGAAGUCUUUAUACUUCCAGCAUCAUUGAUGGCCAACAUUGGUUUUCACCAUUGCUUGUGAAAUUCAGUCCACAUGCAUUGUAGAUUGCCUGCUGGCCAGGGUUUGUGUCGAUGAAAGAUGUGAUGUGAAUUACUUGCCGUUAAAUCUAUUCACCAAGCAGUUGCUUGCUGCGCAAGUUGCCAUUGCUGUGCUUGGUUCUACACCCUUUAAGUGUCUUUCUUUUUAUUAUUUUGCUUGUUCCUGUAUCUUCCGAGUGUGCUUCCAAUAUAUAUAUUUUUUUUUCUUCACAACCAAGAGUCACGGGGUCCAUAUUUGGUGGGAGGUUUCCCGGGAGACGACGUGUUCUGCUAACAAGAACAAAACCGUUGGUUUGAGCUUGCAUAGACAAUUAUACCUCCGGGUGUUGUUCACUCUUUAGUAACGUGUGCUUGCUUGUCUUUUAUACAGUGUGCUUCUUUUUUUUUUUUUUUUCUUAAGUAGUGUGUGUAUGCAUGUGUGCAUUACAUCUAGGUGUUGAACACUGUUCUUCUGGCAGUUCCAGUGAUGCCUGUCUGUCGUUGGUUGUCCCUUUCAGCUUCCCUUACCUCCCCCCCCCCACACAUUUUUUUCUUCACCAUUUUGUAUGCUUUCUACAUAGCAGCUGACCAUGUCACACGAUGCCACUUGUGAUAUUUCGCAUUGGAGUAGGCUAGUGUUGCUGUGGGAAGCAGUUGUGGGUGUUGUCUAGUUCACUGCCUUGCCAAGUAUGGAGUUUUUUCUUGUUGGCAAGGUGCAUCGAGGUGUUGUCACAUUGUACAGCGACUCUGUCAUGGGGCCCACUGAGAGAGAGAGAGAGAAAGAGAUGAAAAGGAAGGGAGUGUUCGAACUAAUUUUCGUGCUUGUGGUGAUUGAACUGCUGACGAACCUGUGUCGUUGGUCUUGGAAGGGCUGCACUACACUAAGUCAACUCUGUAGCAACUCGCAUACAGCUCCCAGAAUUUAUGUGAUGGAAAUCAAGGGGCAACAGUCUUGUGAAUGAGGAUGUUCCGCAGUGAAUUUUUUCUUCCUUUGUUUUUUUCUUUGUUACCAGCUUACCUGCUGGUGUGAGAUCAUGCGGUUGAACCGACUUGCAGCAAAUCGCAGCGCAAGUAGACAAAUUUGUGCAUAGAGAAGGUGUCUGGUCGCAAAUUUCCUGUAAUGCGAAAGUCCAUUAUUGCGAAAUUAGCAUUAUUGUGAACCAUGCAUUGUAACUGUGUGCAACUGUAACUGAGUUAUGAACAUGUGAUUUGUCAUCCUUAUGCUAAGUGCAGCCUGUAGGUGACGCUUGCACUUUUAGUACUCCAAGUCUGAAUUCAAGCUAAAAGGCUAAACAUGACAAUUACAGGGCAACCUCACUCAGCUUUACCUUUGUCAUGGAAAUUUCCUGGAAUGAAGUGCCAACAAACCAAAUGUUGGAUUUAAGUAAUUACAAACAGGGUUUGGUUAUAUCUGUGAUCGCUAUAGCAAGGUUCAACUGCUACUUGCUGCCCCCCACCUUGUUGAUAGAGAAGAGGAGCAAGCUGCGUGUUUGCUCUUCUUACUCGAUUGAAUCGUUUAAUGGCUUCAUUAGGCCUUCUAUGCCCAACUUUGUGUUCAACCUUAUAUAGAGUUUUGAACUAAAAGGACUUCACUAUUGAUAAGGAAUCAGUGUCUGUCAGUAAAGUACCAUACCUGUGUGUAAGACAUGCACUACGCCCCCCCUCUUGUAAAAAAUUUGGUGGUCUACUGGGCUUGCAUGAUGAGCCUGAAUUUUGGCUACGUUCCAACACUGCAUGUGCAACCACUGAAUACUAUGCUAAAGAAUUUGCUUGUAGGAUGGUUUGGCACGUAGUUCUUUAAAACUGAGAAAAUUUGUUCUUGGUUGCUGUCGCUGAACUUAGCCUGCUGUGGUGCAGGUGUUUGAGUGCUCUUUAGUGGAUUCCUCUUCUCCCCUCCGUUUUCUAGCUCCCAAGUAGGAAGUGCUGCAAGCUUUAAAUGAGGGCAGGAUUUUCUCGGGUAAAUACAGCGAUUGCCAAGAUUCAUACUUUCCAUUGUUAAAACAAAGCUUUUUUUUAUAGCUGACAUUAUGCCAGCGGGUUUCUGUCGCUCUGUUUAUCCUGAAAUGCUGGCAUAAGAACUGAUGUUAAAUGUUUAGUGAUUAUGUUGCUUAAUGUCACAUCUUCAAAACCACUGCCACGCAUCCGUAUAAUCAUUCGACAAAGUGAUGUUACAACCAUUAACCGUAAACAGGUUAAAAUGCCUUCAGUCUUAGUAGAAAUGCGUCAUUUAUACAGGUGGCCGAGGGCAACUGAUUGCAAGGUACUCUUACUUACAGGCCUUGUAGUUGAUGCCUUUAGGCUUGAUUCGUGCAGCUAAAAGACAUGCAGGCUUAUCAUGCUACCUGGAAAAGGCUACUCUACAAAAGAAAUGUGUGGCACCAUCCUGUGGCAGUGCUGAAAGUGCACAUUUUAUGAUUGAAUGAAUUGUGGCCGUCGCACUAAAUAGCAAAUGGCAUUGGGAAAGUAACAUUUUAACCGUGCGGUGCCAUACAAAUGGUAUCGAAGCUUAAGGCAAUGAGCAUUUAAUGUAGUCACUUGUGCCCCUGUGGCAGAUGUUGCUUCUUUGGCUGCUUGUAUGUAAAGCAAACCUUGAAAUCCUUGUACCAGGAAUGUUUGGACAUUCUAGAUGUGAGCUAAAGAAGUGCUAUAUAUAUAGCUGGCUGCCAUUUCAUUGUCGCAGUGGGUGGGCUUAAUGUACUGCAGCCCUAACAUAGAUUGGCCUGUGCUGUGCAUGCAUGCGCCGUGUGUCCGAUUCGUUCUUCCUGCAGCCUGUCGCAUCGAUCGGUGUUGCAGCUCAAAACAACAUUGGUCAACUUGGCUUUUGCAAUACUGUAUCCAUCUUUUCAGGUGUACAUAUUACAUGGCUGUCUUUUGUGUAAUGACAUUUUGGAUAGCAACUCUUUUUCUCUGCUGUGACAUAAUAAAACUGCUCGACAAUGAA